Pseudovirgaria hyperparasitica is the source of this 2601-nucleotide messenger RNA. Its product is annotated as MCM-domain-containing protein. Gene Ontology annotation, molecular function: single-stranded DNA binding; single-stranded DNA helicase activity; ATP binding. The coding region runs from base 1 to 2601 and encodes 866 amino acids. The transcript has 7 exons. The record is from RefSeq and is a predicted model, not a curated record. Gene Ontology annotation, cellular component: MCM complex; nucleus. Gene Ontology annotation, biological process: DNA replication; DNA strand elongation involved in DNA replication; mitotic DNA replication initiation. NCBI's taxonomy places the organism in Eukaryota, Fungi, Ascomycota, Dothideomycetes, Acrospermales, Acrospermaceae.
AUGGACGAAACUCAGCUUCGCGACGAAGCCGUGCGCGAUCGCAUAAGGCUCGCCGAAGAGUUUCUGGAUCCCAAUGAUCCGCGUGCCCGCAGCUACCGUGCCGAUAUCGUGCUCAUGCUGAAUCGGAAUACCAGGAGACUCAUUGUUAGCUUGGAUGAGAUUCGCACGCAUAACAGGGAGAUAUCAGAUGGGCUUCUCAAUAGCCCAUUCGAUUGGUCGCAAGCAUUCGACCAGGCACUCAAGAACGUAGUUGCGACAAUUCGGACGGAUAUCGACACUGAGAUGAUGUUCUACUGCGCAUAUAUUGGCAGCUUCGGGGAGUUCUCGUGCAACCCACGGACACUCAGCUCGAAUCACCUCAACCACAUGGUAUCACUAGAGGGUAUCGUCACAAAGUGCUCCCUCGUCCGACCGAAGGUUGUCAAGAGUGUGCACUGGAACGAGGCGAAAGGCACCUUCCAUCAAAGGGAAUAUCGAGAUCAGACUAUGACGGCAGGUGGAGUCACGAGUACGAGUGUGUACCCAACAGAAGACGACGAGGGCAAUGCACUCAUCACUGAAUACGGCUACUGCACAUACAGAGACCACCAAACAAUAUCGAUCCAAGAAAUGCCUGAGCGUGCGCCAGCUGGUCAAUUGCCUCGUGGCGUUGAUGUCAUUAUGGACGAUGACCUGGUAGACAAGGUGAAGCCAGGAGACAGAAUCCAGCUUGUUGGUAUCUUCAGGUCUCUGGGUAAUAGAAAUGCCGGUGCAGGCAGCUCAACCUUUCGCACAAUAAUCAUGGCCAAUAACGUUAUCCUGCUCUCGUCGAAAUCAGGCGGAGGGAUUGCGCAAGCUACUAUUACUGACACCGACAUUCGCAAUAUCAACAAGAUCUCAAAACAGAAGAGGGUGUUUGAUCUACUUUCGCAAUCGCUAGCACCAAGUAUAUUUGGGCAUGAUUACAUCAAAAAGGCAAUCCUGCUGAUGUUGCUGGGUGGUAUGGAGAAGAAUUUGGAGAACGGUACACAUUUGAGGGGUGACAUCAACAUCCUUAUGGUCGGUGAUCCGUCUACUGCCAAAUCUCAGCUUCUUCGGUUCGUGCUUAAUACAGCUCCUCUCGCUAUUGCAACUACUGGACGCGGUUCCUCAGGUGUUGGUCUUACGGCAGCCGUUACUUCUGACAAGGAAACCGGAGAGCGCAGACUAGAAGCUGGUGCUAUGGUUCUAGCAGAUCGUGGUGUCGUCUGUAUCGACGAAUUCGACAAGAUGAGCGACGUCGAUCGUGUUGCCAUCCACGAAGUCAUGGAACAACAAACAGUCACAAUCGCUAAAGCCGGUAUCCACACCAGUCUCAACGCACGAUGCAGUGUCAUCGCAGCAGCCAACCCCAUCUACGGUCAAUACGACACUCACAAGGACCCCCACCGCAACAUUGCCCUCCCCGACUCCCUUCUCUCCCGUUUCGAUCUCCUCUUCGUUGUCACCGACGAUAUUGAAGAUCGCCGUGACCGUAUGAUUUCCGAGCACGUUCUGCACAUGCACCAGUACCGACAACCUGGUACAGAAGAGGGCGCCCCGGUCCGCGAGGAUGGCGCGCAGAUGCUCGGUGUCGGCCUUCAGGAAGAGGCAGACCCGAACAAACCGACUGAAGUCUACGAAAGAUUCAACCCUGUCCUACACUCUGGUGUCACCGUGCGCGUCGGUCGUGGUGCUGCCAAGAAGACUGAGGUCCUCAGCAUCCCCUUUAUAAAGAAAUACAUCCAAUAUGCAAAGAACCGCAUAAAGCCCAUCUUGACAAAGGGCGCGGCGGACCAUAUCGUCACAACGUACUCUGCGCUCCGGAACGAUGAGCUGGAGGGCAACCAGCGCCGCACAAGUCCCAUGACGGCGCGUACGCUCGAAACCCUCAUCCGUCUCGCCACCGCACACGCCAAAUCGCGCCUGUCCAACCGCGUCGACGAAAAAGACGCCAAAGUCGCAGAAGGCAUCCUACGCUUCGCCCUCUUCAAAGAAGUCGUCGAAGACGAGCGCCGCAAGCGCAGGAAGAUCUCCCGCAUGGACGACGCCAUGUCAACCGAUUCCGACGACUCGGAUGACGACGACGCAGACGACACGCAGAACACCCGUCCGACAUCCACCCCACGCCGAACCGCAGGCCCACGCACACGACGCGGCGGCCCCAGUACCUCAGCACCAAACGACGCUGCCGCCACCGAGGACGACGACGACGACGACGACGACGAACUAUACCGCACAACACCCAAAACACAACGCACGCGCACAGGCCGCAGCACCGCCGCCGCAUCCUCGUCGCAGCUCUCGCCCGCAUCCAGCAUGCCCGCAUCACAACUCCUGCCCUCCCAAUCAGAAGACAGCCAAGCCGCAUCACAGUCCAUCGCUCCGGCGCGACUGACUUUGUUCCAGUCGACGCUAGGCUCGCUGAUUGACGGCGCGCUGUUCGCAGACGACGCGGCGGAUCGCGCGGCUGUGCUGGCGGCGGUUAAUGGGCGUGUGGGCAGGGCGAGGGCGUUUGGGGCGGAUGAGGUCGAGGCUGCGUUGUGUGAGUUGAGUGCGCGGAAUAAGAUUAUGUAUUCGGAUGGUGUGGUUUAUAAGAUUUAG